UUGCAUUCUAAUUACACAGAAGUGCUCCCCAAAGAAUUUAUCAUGUCCCACAAUCCUUCAUCCAUUAUGAGCCAGGCUCAUUCCUCUUCAACUUCUUUGAGCUGGUUUUCAUGGGCUUCUGAUACAGCAAGGAGCAGUAUGAGCCUUGGCUUCAGUCGAAAAGCUAUUGAUCUUUUUGUCAUCACAUUGGCUGGUAUUCUGCUGUUUCUCAAGCUUACAAAUAGGGCCAAGAAGCCAAAGGUGAAGAAAGGAAGUUAUCAAAUCAAGUUCCAGAGGAGUCUUUCCUUGGCAUCAUUGAGAGGUGGCAAUGUGGCUCUGCUCAGGAUGGUUGAUGCUCAGAGAGCACGGGUAGAUCCUUGCCAACUAGCAAGUGCCGAGCAUAGGUUCCGAGAGCUCAUAGCCGAAGACCCACCGAAAAUUGCGGAGUUGCAGAGGGAAGCUUCAAUAUUGGAAAUAAGUGGACAUGAAGAGGAAGCAAUAGAUAUGCUACAAGCAGCAAUUAGAAAGGCAGAGGAACGGCAUCAACCACAUGAGGCUCAUGAAUUGGAAAUGCUGCUUGUUGAGAUGCUUAUUUAUCAGGGAAAAUUUGAUGACGCAUUAAAAUGCAAGUGCUUGGGUGACAAAGAAAUAACCGAUGCUCGGCGACCGCUCUACAUGGCUGUGAUAGAUAUUAUUCUUGGGAAAUAUGAUAGUGCAAAAGAAUUGUGGGAGGAGUUUAAAGAGAUCCGAAGGCAUGUACGAGGACCAUCAGAAUUUUUUGCAAGUGAAGAAAUGAAUGAUAUCGCAUUUGAUUUUGAGAAGUUGAAAGAAAUUGUAGACGCGCUCAAUGAAGAGAUUAAACUUGCAUGGAAUGAGAAGGAUACCAAGUGAUGGGUUCAAAUGGCAAUGUCCUACCCUCUUAAGGCAAUCCCUUCCGAGUGUUGAACCUGUGAUUAGUUGCAUAAUGGGAAUUGUCAUUUCAUACAUUCUUUUUUUUCUUGUCUUUUUUCUUGAGAAACAUCAUGUCAUACAUUCACUUCCAUCUGUAACCCUGUCUAUUAAUACCUUAGGAACUCAAUUAUUAAAGAUUUGACCUCCUCAAUCUAGAGUAAAGAAGAAAAAAAACAAUUCAAAUGUCAUGUACAACCUAUAUAGUAUCGUAAAAAUUUCCCAAGUUUGAACAAGAACUGUCGAAUCUGUUUGGAUGAUCAAAACUAGGAGUUUAUAAAGUCAUCAAUUGUUUUUUCCUUUCUAUUUUAUAAAAAUACUCUCUUUUGAUUCUAACAUGAUUCUAAUAGGAUAUGAAAAAGAUAAAAAGAUGCAUACCCCCUUGCCUAAAAUCAAAUCCUAGAUAGCCCCCUCAGUCGACCGAAAACCUAUGGACCCCUCCAAGUUAAAAGAAAAGAAUGUUUAAUCCGCUUUGCACUCUUUUUAUUGUUAAAAUUUUAGUGUUCAUCCAUUUUACUUUUUCUAGUAACCCUUCAUACAAACUCUAAAAAAGCUCCCCCUUUCUUUUUCUCAUGCUCACCUGUAAACUUCUUCCUCUCUCUGUCUCUCUCUCUCUAUCAACAUCCUUCAACCCUCUUAUCUCUUUCUCAUCAUGUGAACCUCACAAAUAGGCCAAAAGAGACAUUUUAAUUUCUAAUUACAUGAUGGGGCUAUUAGAUAAAGAAAAAUAGGUAAAUGUUACAAUUUGGAUAGAGGAAAAUACAAGGAUAUGGCUUUGACUGAGUCUUCUGUGGCUCUGCCUUUGAACGUCUCACCUCAAUUGAAGGCUCUUCCUCUGCCCAUCUUGGGGCCCUGCGCUAAGGAGAUACCGGUGAAUUAGUCUCCUAUGGUGGCGAAGAAGAUGGAUGACAUGGGGAUGGAUGAUGUUCCUCUAAGUGUGGUGAUGAAGGACAUAAAGAAGCACAUAAUGGCUAGGAUUGCUGCUGACAAGGGGGAAGAGAUUGUUCGAGAGUUUGGCAAAAACCCAGUCAAGCAUAUUGUUGCAGCUUCCAAGACUCUUGUCAAAGGUGCUUCUUCUGCCAAAAAGAACAAGAUGUUUCAAAGAGGUGUCUAUUCAUCUGCUAGACAAGAGGCCCUUGGCAUCCCAAAAGGUGGUUCAUCUACUACAGCUAUUUCACUUUGUGAUUCAAUGGUGGUGGAUCUGGACUCAUCUUCGUCAACUUCGUCUUCUAGUGAUGACUAGCUCAAUGAGGCCUUAUUGUUGGAGGAGAUGUAUUUUUGCACUGGGCCCUAUGGACCAGGAUCCUCCUCUAACCCUCCCCCUUGUAGUUUUUAAGUGAAUUUGUUAUCUUGGAAUGUCAAGGGCUUAGGUGACCCGAUUAGGAAAAGGGAUAUUCUUUUCUUAGUUUUUAUGUAUAAACCGAUGAUUUUGGU
Molecule: messenger RNA, 2361 nt
Organism: Amborella trichopoda
Lineage: Eukaryota; Viridiplantae; Streptophyta; Magnoliopsida; Amborellales; Amborellaceae
Molecular function (GO): protein binding
Source: RefSeq, a predicted model, not a curated record